Molecule: messenger RNA, 8345 nt
Organism: Pimephales promelas (fathead minnow)
Lineage: Eukaryota; Metazoa; Chordata; Actinopteri; Cypriniformes; Leuciscidae
Gene: syde2
Product: synapse defective 1, Rho GTPase, homolog 2 (C. elegans)
Biological process (GO): cell migration; signal transduction; regulation of Ras protein signal transduction
Cellular component (GO): synaptic membrane
Molecular function (GO): GTPase activator activity
Source: RefSeq, a predicted model, not a curated record
AGAGAGAGAGAGAAUGUGUGUGUGUGUAAUUUGAUUUCAGUGGAUCAUGGAGCUUCGCUCAGACCGCGGUGUGUCGGACUCUCUUGCCCGCUCAGACGCGCCUCUCGCUCGGUCACUUCAGCUGAGGAGCGCCGCUGAUCGGAACUAACGCUGGAGGACCGGAUCGGUACCGAUGGCUGAUCCUCUGCGGAGGACAAUUCUAGCCAAACUCAGGGGCAAGAAACCCAAAGGGAAAGACGCGAACCGGGCGAGAGAAGGUAAAGAAAAAGUUUCUCAAACGCAGUCAGACAGAGAUUAUUAUUUAUCACGUGAGAUGAGAACCGGACCGGGGUCGCGAGAGCCGGACUCGCACCGGACCAGGGGCCCAGCUCCCGGGGUCUCGGAUCCAGCCGAACCGAAGCGCUUCCACACGAUCGGAGACUCGAUAGGCUUCGGCAGUUGCGAUACGAAACCCCAAACAGAGGCAUUAAAACCAACAGAUGGUCAAGAUCAGACGCGUAAACAAACAAACGUUACAUUACACGAGGAAAAGUCCGGGGAGAUCAGUAGCACGGGCGACCCGAAACCCCGCGAUAUGUUUGAUUAUUUAGACGGAAAUAUCCAGGAAAGCGAUUUAAUCCAAGUUUUACAGAGUGCGUUGGAAUAUCGCGGAGAUUUUAGGAUUCAAAGCCCGACUUUUUUCCCCACCGAGCUGGAACUAUCCGUGGCCCCCGGGGCCCCUCGACACCACUCGGUCGACAGCGAGGACGACGAUUAUUAUGAUAACCAAAUUCUGCCAUUUUACGAACCGUACGUUCAAAAUCACGCGAACGAGCGACACGUAGUUGAGAAAAUAACGAACAAAACCGCGCUCGAGACGACCCGACUGAAGUCGCAGUUAAAAGAAGCGUAUUAUCUGCUGCUAAACAUCAGCUUCGACGGUCCGGUUGAGGAUAACGUUAACGGGUUCGUGGAGGACGACAGCAGUUCGAGUAGCCUUAGCUCGGGUGUAUCUAGCGGGCGCUUCUUUACGGUUCUCGGUUUAACGGAGAGCAGAAGUUUGGAGAAUAUUCUGAAGACCGGGAGUGAACCGGUUCUCCAGCGCUCGGUGAGCGAUAGCCGGGUCACGUACUCGUUACGAAGCGCGGAUCCUCCGGUUGAAUCGGUUCACGAACUGGUCUCCCCGAACCCUACGGGAGUCCCCACGACAACACCGGGCACGCGCCGGUGCCGCGACGGUCCCGCGCACAAACACCCGGGAGUGACCGUGAACAAGAUGCAGGAGUGGAUGCAGAAAGGGCGCGUGCUCUCGACCGAGAUGAAGCACCGGAUCGCGGGAUCCUCCGUGAGGCCGAAAGCAGCACCGAUGGAGUGUGUCGCCGGGUCGUCAGGUGUGUAUCCGCGAGACCUGUUUGCACCGUUCAACCACAUCACUGUCUCCAAAAAGCGCAACUGGCUCCAGCAGAGCGUUCUCAGGCCCCGGCUAGCCGACGACAACGACGCCGACGACGAGGGCGAGAUUUGGUACAACCCUAUUCCUGAGGACGAAGAGCCCGACUGCGUUCCCACCAUCAGGGUGUCUCACACGGGUCCUGUGGUCGACGGCGACGGCGAAAAACCGACACUCACGUGCAAAACGCAGGAGGAGAACCUCACCGUCAGAGCGACAGAUCCUUCAGAGCAAUCAGCUGGUGGACUUUCUCCCUCUUCUAGUCCAAACCCAGCUAAAAGGAGCACAGCUAUCAACUGGUCUUUCCCCGAUAAAAUCAAGUCACCACGGACUGUCCGGAAACUUUCUAUGAAGAUGAAGAAACUGCCCGAUCUUAGUCGGAAGCUUAGCGUUAAAGGGAACCCUAGCAAUGUGUCCAUCAGCAACAGCCAAUCAGAACCAAGGGCUCACUCACCUAGAGCCAAUGGGAUUGCAGAACUGGGCCAGUCCCGGCCCAGGCUGUCUCCGUCGGGUGUUACGACUGCAUUGGCGAGUGGUAAUGUGAUUUGGCGGUACCAUCUCGACAGCAGUGUUUCUACUCAGCACAACUUUGAUAAAAGGAGGAGCAACUGUGGCGGCAUUCCCAAAUCGGCAAGUAAGGGAGGUUACCUAAGUGACGGAGACUCGCCUGAACUUGUGGCCAAGUCGGGGAAACACGGGAACUCUGAACGAAAGAACUGUAAAGCCCGAGAUCCCAAUGGGAAUGGCGGAAGUCCGAAGCUCCCCGGCACCGAGUUGGAUAUCGAUGCCUUCCGAUCGUACAGUUUCUCCGAGCAGCCGAAGUGCCUAACCUUCAUCUCUGGACUAAUGAGUUUGCACUUCUACGGUGCAGAGGACUUGAAGCCACCACGGGUCGAUUCCCGCAAUGUUUACUGUGCCAUUCAGGUGGACUCUGUCAACAAAGCUCGGACGGCUUUGCUUACCUGUCGCACGGCCUUUCUAGACAUGGACCACACCUUUAACAUUGAGUUGGAGAAUGCCCAGCACCUCAAGCUUGUGGUCUUCAGUUGGGAAUCAACCCCACGACGGAACCGGGUGUGCUGCCAUGGAUCCGUGAUUCUCCCGGCGUUGUUUCGUGUGAGUAAGACACACCAGCUCGCGGUCCGUCUGGAACCGCGCGGGAUGAUCUACGUCAAGCUGAGUCUCAUGGAGCAGAGGCAGAACUCCCUCGAUGGCCCGGAGGGGGAUCACGAAACGCAGGUUUUCGGCGUAGAGGCUCGGCGCGUGGUGGAACGGGAAGCUUCUGGAUUAAUGGUUCCACUGCUUAUCGAGAAAUGCAUCUCUGAGAUCGAGAGGAGGGGUUGUCAGGUGGUGGGUCUGUAUCGUCUCUGUGGUUCGGCUGCGGUGAAGAAGGAGCUCCGGGAAGCGUUCGAGAGGGACAGUCACAGCGUCGAGCUCUCGGAAAACAACUACCCGGAUAUCAACGUCAUCACAGGCGUGCUGAAGGAUUUUCUGCGAGAGCUUCCUCGUCCUCUGAUUACUCCGCCGCUGUACGAGUCGGUUCUGGAGGCGAUGUCGAAGCGGCCGCUGCUGAUGGGAAGCGGCGUGUGUGAGAACGACCUGCUCGACACGGAUCACGCCGUCAGCCUGAUGGAGAUCCUGCCCGACGUGGAGAAGGCGACCCUGCGUAAGCUCCUGGAUCACCUGAAGCGCGUGGCGUCUCAUCACGAGGUGAAUAAGAUGACCUGCCAGAACCUGGCGGUGUGUUUCGGACCGGUUCUGCUCAGCCAGCGGCAAGAGGCGUCGUGUCACGGGAACCGGGUCUUCAUCGACUCCGAGGAGCUGGCCAGCGCUCUGCACUUCAAGAAGCACAUCGAGGUGCUGCACUAUCUGCUCCAGCUCUGGCCCGUUGUGGACGCUCAGGGUAAAUCUUCAUCUCCGGUUCCUGCCCUGAUGGAGUCGCUCCCAGUGGUGACGGCUGCCGUAAGGAGGAGGAAAGAGCGUCCACAGGUGUUGAAUUUAACUGAGGCGGACAUGGCUGGAGUUUUGCGACCCAGACCUGGACGUCUGGACAGUCCCAGUAACCGCUACGCCGGGGACUGGAGCCGAUGCCGGGAAACUUACCUCCAACCGAGCUGCCUGGAGGAGGCCGACUAUGACGACGUUCCCAGCGAAGAGCCUCCGAACGUGGGACAGGAGGAUUUACCGAAGGGUACUGAAGAUGUGGUCCCUGAACAAGAGUUUCCCGAGGUGGAUGAGGCAAUGGAGAGGGUUGAGGAAAUGCAGAUAGAGGAGGAAUUGAGUGAGGAAGAGGAUACACGAGAGUUGGAUAGGCUACAAGUAGAGGAACCUCUACCUAUCAGCCCCUGCGAUCAGAUCCUCCCCGAUUACGAGGAGCACAGACCCAAAGAGCACACCUACCAGGCCUACAUGAAGAUCCAGGAGAUCAGCCCAGUACUAAGCAACAGGGUCAACCUACGGGACUUGCAGGAGAGCAUCGACACUCUCAUUGGCAACCUGGAGAGGGAGCUCAACAAGAAUAAGCUCAACGUUGGUUAUUGACUCUUUACCAGCACAGUGGACAUAUGGUGGUGAUUCCCUACAGACUUAAGCGGUAUGGUACGUUCUCGCUCCCAUGCACACUUGGGAUGCAUGUACAAGAAGACAUUCCUCACUUCUGAUUUGUGUUUUUGUUUGUCUCCGGGUCUCCAUGUUGUUGAUCGUGUUAUUGUUUUUCUUCUUAUGAGAAGAACUCAUUGAACCCCGAGGGGUGCGCCAGGUGCCUUCAUUGUGUCAAGGUGGUGCUUACGACAGCGAGAGCUUUUUACUUUCUAAAGAGGUACAAAACAUUAUGAUGAAAACCAAUGCACUUAUAGGGCCUGCUGUUAGAGGCACGGCUAGUUCAGGUACAGGUGUAAAGCCUUACGGUGGGAGAACUAGGUACUACAGAUAAAUCCCAGAUCCUAAACCAGGGGAACUCACUCCUGCUCAUGGUGGUCCGACUUCCUGGAGACUUUAGUUCCAAACCUCCAAACACACUUGAACCAGCUAAUCAAGGUCUUUGGGGGUUCACUUAAAGAGGUAGAUCACCAGGAGCGGGAAUGAACACCCUACCCUAACCCUAUACCAGAUAUCUCAAAUGCAAAUUACCUAGUUAGGUGGUUUGAACGAGUAGUUUGAGAUCACUGUACUCUACUUCCUAAGCUAUGAGUGUUUUAUCCUAACCUUAUCCUAAACCAGGAGAGUCCAGUCUUGCUCUUGGAAGGCUACCUUCAGCUCCAGUUCUAACGAAAGGAAGUAAAUUCUGUCAUCAUUUACUCACCGCAUGUUAUUCCAAAUCCAUAAGACUUUUAUCAGCAAACAUAAACAAAGCUUAACUGUACUUGCUUGACGCAUGAGAACAAACCUCAUUGGUUCUUGCGUGUCUCCUCAGAAGGCUUGGAUUAAAAAACGCAGUUAAUGUGGAUUUAUUUUACAAUUUCUUUUUAUAAUUGUUUUGAAACGUAGGAGUUUUUAGGUCAAUACUUUCAAUGGAGGGACAGUCUUAUGGGAUUGUAACACAAUGGGGGUGAUUUAUUGAUGACAGAAUUCUCAAAUGCAAAUUACCCAGCGAGGUGGUGUUAGCUCGUUGUUUGAGAGCCCUGCGCCUUAGUCCCUCUACCCUGAAUGUCAUAUCCGAACCCUAAUUCUGUUAACCCUAAACCAGGGGUGUUCAGUCCUGCUCCUGGAGAUCUUGCAACCUGUAGACUUAAGCACACUUUAAUGAGCUCAUUGGGGAUCACAUGAAGAGGUAGAUCUCCUUGAGCGGGAUCGAGCCCCCAAACCUCAACCCAAUGAUCCUGAACAAAUUCUCUAGCGAGGUGGUGUUAGCCAGUUGUUUGAGAUCCCUGCGCACUAGACCCUCAACUCGGAAUGUCAAAUCCGAAGCCUAGCCUGUUCUAGAGGUGUUCAGUCCUGCUCCUGGAGAUCUUGCUUUCUAUAGACUUAAGUUCCAACCCUCCAAUCACACUUUAACCAGUUAAUUGGGGAUCACAUAAAAAGGUUGAUCACCAGGGGCGGGAUUGAGCACAAUCUUGAACUCUACAUCAAGGGUCUUGAAUGCAAAUUACCUAGCAAGGUGGUGUUAACUAGUUAUUUGAGAUCCCUGCGCCCUAGACCCUCAACUCUGAAUGUCAUAUCCGAAGCCGAAUCCUUUUCAUACACUCUAAACCAGGGUUGUUCAGUCCUACUCCUGGAGAUCUUGCUACCCGUAGACUUAAGUUUCAGCCAUCCAAACAGACUUCAACUUGCUCAUUGGGGAUCACAUAAAGAGGUAGAUCUCCUUGAGAGGGAUUGAGCCCCCAAACCUCAACCCAAUGAUCCUAAACUUUGCAUCAGGAGUCUUGAAUGCAAAUUACCUAGCAAGGUGGUGUUAGCUAGUUGUUUGAGAUCCCUGCGCCCUAGACCCUCAACUCUGAAUGUCAUAUCCGAAGCCGAAUCCUUUUCUUACACUCUAAACCAGGGGUGUUCAGUCCUACUCCUGGAGAUCUUGUUACCCAUUGGACUUAAGUUUCGGCCAUCCAAUCAGACUUCAACUUGCUCAUUGGGGAUCACAUAAAGAGGUAGAUCUCCUUGAGAGGGAUUGAGCCCCCAAACCUCAACUCAAUGAUCCUGAACUUUGCAUCAAGUCUUGAAUGCAAAUUACCUAGCGAGGUGGUGUUAGCUAGUUGUUUGAAAUCCCUGCUCCCUAGACCCUCAAUUCGGUAUGUCAUAUCCAAAGCCUAGCCUGUUCUAGAGGUGUUCAGUCCUUCUCCUGGAAGUCUUGCUUUCUAUAGACUUAGGUUCCAACCCUCCAAUCACACUUUAACCAGCUAAUUGGGGAUCACUUAAAGAGGUAGAUCACCAGGAGCGGGAUUGAUCGCAAUCUUGAACUCUACGUCAAGGGUCUCGAAUGCAAAUUACCUAGCGAGGUGGUGUUAGCUAGUUGUUUGAGAUCCCUGCGCCCUACACCCUCAAUUCGGUAUGUCAUAUCCGAAGCCUACCCUGUUCAAGAGGUGUUCAGUCCUGCUCCUGGAAGUCUUGCUUUCUAUAGACUUAAGUUCCAACCCUCCAAUCACAAUUUAACCAGGUAAUUGGGGAUCCUUUAAAGAGGUAGAUCACCAGGAGCGGGAUAGAGCACCCAAACCUCAACCAAAUGAUCCUGAACUCUGCAUCAGAGGCCUCGAACACAAAUUACCUUACUGAGAUGGUGUUAGCCAAUAGUUUGAGAUCCCUGCACCUUACUUUCUAAUCUGUGGAUGUUACAUCCUAACCCUACCCUGUUCUAACACUUACACCCUAAACCAGAGGUGUUCAGUCCUCCUCCUGAAAGGCCACCUUCAUCUCCAGCUCUAAUCUUUUAACUUUCAGGUAGAUGUUUUGGAGUUAAACUUUGCUGGAAGGUGGCUCUCUAAGAGCAGUCGCAGACACCGAACACCCUUUCAUUCAGGGAGCGACUAACGCUGCUGUUCUAGUUGAGGUUUCAGUCAUCUGACAUAAAAACAGCAGCUGUUUGAGUUUUUUUUCCUUGUAAAAUUACUUCAAACAUCCUGCUUAAGAAGCUACAGACAGCGGAAAAUGAAUAUGCUUGUAGUAAAUAGUAAAUUUUAUAUUUAAUAAUAGUUAGGCAGAACUUUAGUGAUGAAAUUUUUAAAAAAUAACUUAAAUUGCUGAUGUUUAUGGGCUAAACACUAAAUUUAACUUAAAUUAAAAGGGCAAUCUAAAUAGCCUCUGUGAUAUUCAUGGUAACAUGAUAACACCAUGACGAUAGCAGUCCCACUUUUGAUCUUUAUAUUUGUAAAUGCAUCCUUCUCGGCAGUCCAGGGAUUUACAAACUCAUCAGUAUUUGACAGACACAUGUAUGUAUAUAGGAAUAUAGUUGGAAUAUGUAUUUUCGAUGACGUACACUUCGGUUUGUGCAUAUUUAAAUGUUCGUCAGCUACCUUGUAGUAUUUGGCCUGUAGAUCAGCCUUAAAUACAUAUAUAUAUAUAUUGUCGGGUCUAUGUAAUGAUAUAACCCACAGUCACAGAAUGAGUAUGGAUUUUGAGUAUUUUAUGGUCACGAAAGUGCAGGAAAUUUGAGCAUUGCAUGGUCAAAAGCUUUACGGUCAAAAAUUAAGUGUUUCUCAGUGUAUCCUACAAUGGGAUGUAUUUAUGCGUGUAGAUAGAGAUCAUUUUAAUUACAGUGAAAUUCUAUAUAUUUUUUUUCCAUUUGGCAGCUGCUCACAUUUAUGGCUCGGUUGUAAAUUUGCAGUUCUUGUGAAUCCGAGACUGAAUCUCGUUUUCUGAUUGUGCUUCUCGUCUGACAGUGGUUUCCACAGAUUGAAAUGCUACAGUCUGCCUGGAAAUCUCAUUCUAAAAGAUAUAAAUAAAGGAUGUGUUACACAGAAAAUAAAUUCUCAGAUGUUUCCCACGUCACCAAAUCCAGCGAAUAAAAGCAGUCGACUGGAGGUUUGUUCGGUGGGCGUGGUCUCAGUUUUCUCUCAGUAAGUCGGUCACACUAGAUUUUAAGUAUGCGAAAGUAUGAAAAAAUAAUACAUACUUGUUUUGCUAUAUAAAUUGGAUAUGAUGCCUUGCAUAUGGACUUCUCAUUUGAAUAAUAAAUAUAAUGCUAAAUUCAGAAUGUUAACCAUCUACUCCAGAUUGCAGUUUUCAGUAUGCAUGCUUUUAAAUGUGUAUUGAUGCAAAUCCAGUGUGGCCGCACCUUUAGAGUGUUUAAUCUGGUUUCCUGACCGAUCCAUGGUCAGCAAGAAGGAAACGUGUUAGCUGCUUUGAUAAAAACAUUCCUGUUUUUCUCCUUCGUCUCUGCUGCGGUUUUUGUAAAAGUUUGGUUGUGCUAAGAUGAACGCUCGACUAAAGCAGAUAUUAUUUGUACUGAUAUUAAGAAGUAUGAUCACAUUAAAGUCUUUUUCAUGCAGCC